This is a messenger RNA of Peromyscus eremicus (cactus mouse), 1372 nucleotides long. It is a transcript of the gene Slc51a, whose product is annotated as solute carrier family 51 subunit alpha. Gene Ontology annotation, cellular component: plasma membrane; endoplasmic reticulum membrane. The transcript has 9 exons. Gene Ontology annotation, biological process: bile acid and bile salt transport. The record is from RefSeq and is a predicted model, not a curated record. Lineage: Eukaryota; Metazoa; Chordata; Mammalia; Rodentia; Cricetidae. The coding region runs from base 1 to 1068 and encodes 355 amino acids. Gene Ontology annotation, molecular function: transporter activity.
AUGGAAGCCCAGAGCUUCGUGAGUACCAGGCAAGCGCUCUACCAACUUAACUACAUCCCUGAUGUGGUCCCGUGUCUCUCCAGGUACACAGCGGAUCUUCUGGAGCUCCUGCAAACCAAUUACAGCAUCUCCUCUGCCUGCUUCUCUUACCCUCCCACUGCAGCCCAGCUCCUGAGAGAACUGGGUGCGUUGGAAAUCACCCUCACCAUCAUCUUGACCUUUCUUACCAUGGGCUCAGUUGCCAUCUUCGUAGAGGAUGCUGUUUAUCUGUACAAGAACACCCUUUGCCCCAUCAAGAAGAGGACCCUGAUCUGGAGCAGCUCUGCACCUACGGUCGUGUCUGUGUUCUGCUGCUUUGGUCUCUGGAUCCCUCGAGCCCUCACACUCGUGGAAAUGGCCAUAACGUCGUUUUACGCCAUAGUCUUUUAUCUGCUGAUGCUGGUCAUGGUGGAAGGCUUUGGUGGGAAGGAUGCAGUUCUGAGGACACUGAAGGACACCCCAAUGAGGGUACACACGGGUCCCUGCUGCUGCUGCUGCCCCUGCUGCCCACCCCUCAUACUUACCAGGAAGAAGCUUCAGCUGCUGAUGGUGGGCGCUUUUCAGUAUGCCUUUUUCAAGAUCAUGCUGAACCUAGUGGGGCUGUUUCUCAUCCCUGACGGCAUCUUUGACCCAUCAGACAUUUCUGAGAAGAGCACGGCUCUGUGGAUCAACACUUUCCUGGGCGUGUCCACACUGUUCGCUCUCUGGUCGCUGGCCAUCCUUUUCCGUCAAGCCAAGAUGCACCUGGGUGAACAGAACAUGGGAUCCAAGUUUGCUCUGUUCCAGGUUCUUGUCAUCCUGACUGCCCUGCAGCCCUCCAUUUUCUCCAUCUUGGCUAAUGGCGGGCAGAUUGCUUGCUCACCUCCCUUCUCUUCUAAAACCAGGUCCCAAGUGAUGAACUGCCACAUGCUCAUAGUGGAGACCUUCCUGAUGACGGUGCUGACGCGGAUGUACUAUCGGAGGAAAGACGACAAGGUUGGGUACGAGACUUGUUCGGCACCAGACCUGGACUUGAAACUCAAAGCCUGAGGCGAGUGGCCUGGACUAUGGAAAAGAUACCGUCCUGCUCGGAAGAGCAUGAGAUUCCUCCUGUCCCUCGGCCUUAACCGGCGGUUAAGGCUCCCACUGGCGGCGGCGCAGGCUGGCAGCUUCCAUAUGACUAUAGGGAUGGAGGUAAAGUGCAGUAUGCGGAACCCCUCUGGGUUUUGCUCAGGGAAGGCGUUUGAAGUUUUGUAAUGAACAGGGUGAAGGCUGAGACUCUGCACGAGGCACACUCCUUCUGUGGGUGCCACUAUUGGUCACCCUGAGCUUUUGCACAGCAGAAUAAAAGGAA